Messenger RNA from Sceloporus undulatus (fence lizard), 3443 nucleotides. It is a transcript of the gene PRKCD, whose product is annotated as protein kinase C delta. NCBI's taxonomy places the organism in Eukaryota, Metazoa, Chordata, Lepidosauria, Squamata, Phrynosomatidae. Gene Ontology annotation, molecular function: ATP binding; diacylglycerol-dependent serine/threonine kinase activity. Bases 841 to 2883 code for a protein of 680 amino acids. The record is from RefSeq and is a predicted model, not a curated record. Gene Ontology annotation, biological process: protein phosphorylation. The transcript is spliced from 18 exons.
AUACGAAGGCCCAACUAUACUGUGCUAUUAAUCUCUAAACCAUGGUUAUGACAUUAGACAGCUUUGUGACUGCACAAGUCACAGUUAAACAUGGUUUUCAGCUUGAGACAAAAAAUAAUAAUACCCAAACAAUGCUGCCUUGCCUUUGGUGUACUACCGUAUAUACUCAUCUAUAUGUUGAGAUAUUUAUGCCCAAAAUUGACCCCAAAAUCCUGGGACAACUUAUAUAUGGGUCAAUACAGUAAUGUAAUGAUGGCAACUCAUUCAGUGACAAACACACAAACAUACACCUUCCUCCCUCCCUGCCUGGGAAUGGACUGUUGGAAGCAGAGAGAGUUCAGGGCGAUUUUGAUUUCUAUGGUAGCAACAGCUAAUCCAGUCACAAACACACACACACACCAGUCACAAACAAACACACUCAGGGAGCAAUAGCUGAUCCAGUGAGAAACACAAACACACACUUUCCUCCCCACUUUCCCUCCCUGCCUGGGAAUGGGCUGCUGCAAGCUAACAGAGUGCAGGGCGAUUUUGAUUUCUUUGUAACAGCUGAUCCAGUCACAAAGACAGACAGACAGACAGACACACACACACACACACACACACACACUCACACCUUCCUCCAGUCCAGAUACAUACAUGCACACACACGCUUUCUCUCCCUACAUGCCUUAGCUCCUUUUAUGUUUGGCUCUCCCCCAACUGACCCUUCGCCCCUGCCGCUCCCUCGCCCUCUUUGAGAAAACAAGCCAGCCACUGCAGACAACUCUGGAUGGGCCAGCAGUAAAGAGCUUCCAUUCCGGGGACAGUCUAUUGUAAAAGUUCCCUGUUGUGCUGUAAGCCAUGGCUCCCUUUUUACGGAUAUCAUUCAAUUCUUUUGAGAUAGGGCCUGUGCAGGAUCAAGGAGAGCAACUGCAGCCCUUCUGUGCAAUAAAAAUGAAAGAGGCCUUGACUACAGAGAGAGGCAAAACACUGAUUCAGAAGAAGCCUACCAUGUACCCAGAUUGGAAAUCUUCUUUUGAUGCCCACAUCUAUGAAGGGCGUGUGAUUCAGAUUGUUCUAAUGAAGGCAGCAGAAGAGCCAGUAUCUGAGGUGACUGUAGGUGUAUCUGUUUUGGCUGAAAGAUGUAAAAAGGGCAACGGGAAAGCAGAAUUCUGGCUGGAUUUACAACCUCAAGGGAAAGUAUUGAUGGCUGUACAAUAUUUUCUUGAAGAUAGCGACUGCAAGCAAUCAAUGCGGGAAGAUGGGGGAACGGUGACUAUAAACAGAAGAGGCGCAAUCAAACAGGCAAAGAUCCACUACAUCAAAAACCAUGAAUUUAUUGCCACCUUCUUUGGGCAACCUACAUUUUGCUCAGUCUGUAAAGAUUUUGUCUGGGGGCUGAACAAACAGGGAUACAAAUGUAGACAAUGUAAUGCUGCUAUUCACAAAAAAUGCAUUGAUAAAAUCAUUGGGAGAUGUACUGGUACUGCAGCAAACAGCAGAGACACAAUGUUUCAGAAGGAGCGCUUCCACAUUGAUAUGCCUCACAGAUUCAAAGUUUACAAUUACAUGAGUCCUACCUUCUGUGAUCAUUGUGGUAGUCUUCUCUGGGGACUAGUUAAACAAGGAUUGAAGUGUGAAGAAUGUGGGAUGAAUGUUCAUCACAAAUGUCAAAAGAAAGUGGCAAAUCUAUGUGGAAUCAAUCAGAAACUAUUGGCAGAAGCUUUAAAUCAAGUUAGUCAGAGAUCUUCCAGAAAAUCAGAAUCUGGAUCAGUAGAAAGUGUUGGCAUUUACCAGGAUUUUGAUAAGAAACCUAAAUCCUUAGGUGGUGAUACAACAGAUAAUAGUGAGUAUGAUAAGCUCUGGGAAGGAAGAUCACUGUCACGACCAUCCAGGAGGAAUUUCAACAUAGACAGUUUUAUCUUCCACAAAGUUCUUGGGAAAGGAAGCUUUGGAAAGGUACUACUUGCUGAACUGAAAGGGAAGAAUGAAUUUUUUGCAGUAAAAGCUUUGAAAAAGGACGUGGUGCUAAUUGAUGAUGAUGUGGAAUGUACCAUGGUGGAAAAGCGGGUCUUAGCACUUGCAUGGGAAAAUCCAUUUCUUACCCAUUUAUACUGCACUUUUCAAACUAAGGACCAUCUGUUCUUUGUUAUGGAGUUUCUUAAUGGUGGAGACCUAAUGUUCCAUAUACAGGAUAAAGGCCGUUUUGAUCUCUUCAGAGCUACGUUUUAUGGAGCUGAAAUACUGUGUGGCUUACAGUUUCUUCAUAGCAAAGGCAUUAUUUAUAGAGACCUCAAACUAGACAAUGUGAUGCUUGACAAAGAAGGUCACAUCAAAAUAGCUGAUUUUGGGAUGUGCAAAGAGAAUGUAUUUGGAGAGAGCAAGGCAACAACUUUCUGUGGUACCCCAGAUUACAUAGCACCCGAAAUCCUGCAAGGAUUGAAAUACACAUUUUCUGUGGACUGGUGGUCAUUUGGAGUCUUGUUGUAUGAGAUGCUUAUUGGACAGUCACCUUUCCAUGGUGAUGAUGAAGAUGAGCUGUUUGAGUCAAUCCGAGUAGACACGCCACAUUAUCCACGCUGGAUUACCAAGGAAUCUAAGGAUAUACUUGAGAGGUUGUUUGAAAGGGAUCCAUCAAAGCGACUGGGAAUAACUGGAAGCAUCAGAGACCACCCUUUCUUCAAAGCAAUAAACUGGACAUUGCUAGAGAAGAGGGAGAUGGACCCACCGUUCAAACCUAAAGUGAAAUCAGCAAAUGACUACAGCAACUUUGACAGAGAGUUUUUGAGUGAGAAGCCUCGACUGUCCUACAGUGACAAAAACUUAAUAGACUCAAUGGAUCAAUCUGCAUUUGCUGGGUUCUCCUUUAUCAACCCUAAGUUUGAAAGAAUCCUGGAGAAAUAGUCCUUCAGAACAACAGAACUCUGAGGUACAGUUGUAUAUGGAAACUUUCAAGCACUCCAUGUGAAAUGUGAUCAAAGGAUACUGCCAUCUCUUUGACUUCAUUUUGGGGAAAAACACUCAGCAAAUAAUGUUAUACUGCUGAUUCUUUAGAAACUGGCAGUAGCUUCAUCUUGCAUGAUUAAGUAUCCUUGUGAAUCAUGUGUACAUGAUUUUCUCUUCAGCAGGGAAAAUGUAAAUUGUGUUCGGGGAAUGUAGUUAAAUGUCAGAGAGAAAUAUAUAUGUAUAUGCUGUAUAUUUUGCUCAAGCGGUGAAAGAUAGGUUAUGAAGGUAUCUUUAAAAUAAAGUGAAAUAGCUAGUCACUUCUUUUAUGUCAUAUGAAAUAACUUGAAUUUUUAUUCAGUUUGAUUUGGGGCUUCAAGUAUUGCUAUUUUUAUUUCCUAAGUGCCAUCAAUUGAUGCAGUGCUGUGCAGGGCCUUAUUCUAACAAGUUUACAAUCUUUUCAAUAGUUUUUUUUGUUGUUGUCCAUGGAAGAAUAUACAUUAAAGAUCAUGAAAAACAUU